GUGCGCGGCGCUGUCCAGCCAGCGCUAGCUCGGCUCUGCCGGCCCGGCCCGGCCGCACCAUGGCCGGCUGCGGGGCGCCGUGCGGGGCGGGCGCGGAGGUCCGCACCGGGACGACCAUCAUGGCGGUGGAGUUCGCCGGCGGGGUCGUGGUGGGCUCCGACUCCCGCGUGUCGGCCGGGGAGGCUGUGGUGAACCGGGUCUUUGACAAGCUGGCUCCACUACACAAGCGCAUCUACUGUGCCCUCUCCGGCUCCGCGGCCGACGCUCAGGCCAUCGCUGACAUGGUGCAUUACCACCUGGAGCUGCACAGCAUGGACAUGGAUGAUCCACCUCUGGUCCUGGCAGCUGCCACCCUGGUGAGGGGCAUCAGCUACAAGUACAAAGAAGAGCUCUCAGCCCAUCUCAUGGUAGCCGGUUGGGACCACAGGAAGGGAGGGCAGGUGUACGGCACGCUGGGGGGCAUGCUGACCCGCCAGCCCUUUGCCAUCGGGGGCUCUGGCAGCACCUACAUCUAUGGCUAUGUGGAUGCUGCCUACAAGCCAGGGAUGAAGCUUGAGGAGUGUCAGCAGUUCACCAAGAACGGUACCUGCUCUGGCCACGGGUUACUGUGGCCUGGCUCAGGGUGUGGGCCAUAGCCCUGGCCAUGAGCCGGGACGGCUCCAGUGGGGGGGUCAUCUAUCUCGUGACCAUCACCAAGGCAGGCGCGGAGGAGCAGGUGUUCCUGGGCGACGACAUCCCCAAGUUCUACGACGAGUGACCUCUGUCCCGCGCUGCCUGGCACUCCCAGCAAUAAAACUUGGAAAGAGGA
Molecule: messenger RNA, 808 nt
Organism: Alligator mississippiensis (American alligator)
Lineage: Eukaryota; Metazoa; Chordata; Crocodylia; Alligatoridae
Gene: PSMB9
Product: proteasome 20S subunit beta 9
Exons: 6
Coding region: 60-635 (191 amino acids)
Cellular component (GO): proteasome core complex
Molecular function (GO): threonine-type endopeptidase activity
Source: RefSeq, a predicted model, not a curated record